Messenger RNA from Saitoella complicata NRRL Y-17804, 416 nucleotides. RefSeq lists its product as uncharacterized. The transcript has a single exon. Gene Ontology annotation, cellular component: mitochondrial large ribosomal subunit. Gene Ontology annotation, molecular function: structural constituent of ribosome. NCBI's taxonomy places the organism in Eukaryota, Fungi, Ascomycota, Saitoellomycetes, Saitoellales, Saitoellaceae. The record is from RefSeq and is a predicted model, not a curated record. Bases 13 to 408 code for a protein of 131 amino acids.
CACCACCACAACAUGCUGAGAUCAAGAGCAUGCACCCUCCUAAGACGGCCACUGUGCCACGUCAGACACUCCUCGACCGGACAAACAUGGACGGCGCCAACCUCAAUCCUCCCCGCCGGAUCCCCCAUGAAAGGCCUCAACUUUGUCGCCGGUGCCCAAGACCCCGUCGCACUCCCCGAAUCAGAAUACCCCGCCUGGCUCUGGUCCAUCGCCACUCCCUCCACAGACCCCAAAUCUCUAGCCAAGUCCGCGAAAAAGGCAAAGGUGAGGGAGAAUAAUCAGAUUGCAGGUGAGGCUGCGCGGGCGAAGAGGGAGGAGGAUGAGAAGAUGAAGUGGAGGAAUAAGGAGGAGAUUAGGAAGAGGAAUAGGGAGGAGAUUAAGAAUGCUAACUUCUUGAGUAAGCGUUAAGUGGGGUU